This is a messenger RNA of Dioscorea cayenensis subsp. rotundata (Guinea yam), 2038 nucleotides long. Its product is annotated as T-complex protein 1 subunit theta-like. Gene Ontology annotation, cellular component: chaperonin-containing T-complex. The record is from RefSeq and is a predicted model, not a curated record. Gene Ontology annotation, biological process: protein folding. Lineage: Eukaryota; Viridiplantae; Streptophyta; Magnoliopsida; Dioscoreales; Dioscoreaceae. Gene Ontology annotation, molecular function: ATP binding; ATP-dependent protein folding chaperone; ATP hydrolysis activity.
ACAAGCGAGUGAUCAGUCGAGAAGCAACACGGCGAAGGAGGGCGCGAGUUUUCGAAAUCUAGGGUUUCCAUUUCUCUCCAAAUCUAGGGUUUUCAUUUAGAUCGAGAUGGGUUUUCAGAUGCAGCCCUAUGGGAUCCAAUCCAUGCUCAAGGAAGGGCACAAGCAUCUCUCCGGCCUCGAUGAGGCCGUCCUCAAGAACAUCGAUGCUUGCAAGCAGCUCUCUCAGAUCACCCGCACUUCCCUCGGCCCCAAUGGUAUGAAUAAAAUGGUGAUCAAUCAUUUGGACAAGCUUUUUGUUACGAAUGAUGCUGCAACUAUUGUGAAUGAGCUUGAGGUGCAACAUCCCGCUGCUAAGAUUUGUGUCCUAGCUGGCAAGGCUCAGCAGGAGGAAAUUGGAGAUGGAGCUAAUCUUACAAUAUCCUUUGCUGGGGAACUCCUCCAGAAUGCAGAGGAGCUUAUAAGAAUGGGCUUACAUCCAAGUGAAAUCAUCAGGGGUUAUUCAAAGGGCAUAACCAAGACGAUUGAGAUAUUGGAUGAGUUGGUAGAGCAAGGAUCAGAUACUAUGGAUGUUCGCAAUAAAAAUGAAGUUGUCUCCAGAAUGAAAUCGGCUGUUGCUAGCAAGCAGUUUGGGCAGGAGGAUAUCCUGUGCCCUCUUAUUGCUGAUGCAUGCAUUCAAGUCUGCCCAAAGAAUCCUACAAACUUUAAUGUGGAUAAUGUUCGUGUAGCAAAGCUCCUUGGAGGAGGUUUGCACAAUUGUUCUAUAAUUCGUGGUAUGGUCUUGAAAAAUGAUGCUGUCGGGAGUAUCAAAAAGAUGGAGAAGGCAAAGAUUGCUGUCUUUGCUGGGGGUGUUGAUACAUCUGCAACUGAAACAAAAGGAACUGUUCUAAUACAUAAUGCUGAACAGCUAGAGAAUUACGCGAAGACAGAGGAAGCUAAAGUGGAGGAGCUCAUUAAAGCUGUUGCAGACUCAGGAGCCAAAGUUAUUGUCAGUGGAGGAGCAGUUGGAGAGAUGGCUUUGCAUUUUUGUGAACGCUACAAGCUCAUGGUUCUAAAGAUAAGUUCUAAAUUUGAAUUGCGAAGGUUCUGCCGUACAACGGGUGCUGUAGCUCUUCUGAAACUAAGCCAACCAAAUCCAGAUGAACUUGGCUAUGCUGAUUCUGUUUCAGUACAGGAAGUUGGUGGUGUCAGGGUAACUAUAGUUAAAAAUGAAGAAGGUGGGAACUCAGUUUCUACAGUGGUUUUACGUGGAAGUACUGACAGUAUACUGGAUGACCUUGAAAGGGCUGUUGAUGAUGGUGUCAAUACAUACAAGGCAAUGUGCAGGGAUAGUCGCAUAGUUCCUGGUGCUGCUGCCACCGAGAUUGAAUUAGCGAGAAGAUUGAAGGAGUUCUCCUUCAAAGAAACCGGUUUGGAUCAGUACGCCAUUGCAAAAUUUGCUGAAAGUUUUGAGAUGGUUCCUAAAACCUUGGCUGAAAAUGCUGGGCUUAAUGCUAUUGAGAUUAUUUCUUCAUUGUAUGCUGAGCAUGCUGCUGGAAACACUAAAGUGGGCAUUGACUUGGAGGAAGGAAUCUGCAAAGAUAUGUCAACUAUGAACAUCUGGGACCUCUAUGUUACAAAGUACUUCGCUCUUAAAUACGCUGCUGAUGCUGCAUGUACUGUUCUUCGGGUCGACCAGAUUAUAAUGGCGAAACCUGCCGGCGGGCCCAAGAGAGAUCAACCGGCCGGCAUGGAUGAAGACUAGAUUUAUGCGUAUUUGCACCAGCGCCGAUUACCAACAUUACCAUGAGCAGCCACAGAGUGAAGAAACCGGUUCUCCUCGGUUUUCCAUAACUGCUUUUGUUUUGUUUACACACCAGCAUGCCUUUGAAGUUUAGGAGUGAUUCGAGCAAUUAGAUGUUUAAGCAGAUGAUGAUAUGAUGAUGUGAGCUUGUGUUAUUAUUCAGAAUGUUUUGCAAGUCAGCCUUGAAUUUUGGUGCUUUUGUUUUUCUUUUCCAUGACUUAAUUUGGUGUUUUAUUUUAGGCUAUUUAUUUGGUUUUC